UGCGAGGAAGAGAUGCGAGGAAGAGAUGCGAGUGAGACGAGUCUGUCGGAAGGAAGCAAACAACCAAACGACAGGAAGCAUCUGACACAUCUAAAGUGAGCCGCGAGCCCUUACGGAGCGGGACAAGCGCGAGCGCUGAGGGUGGACAUCGGAAGUAAGCCGAGGAUUGACUUCAUCCGCAUCCGCGUUUCAGAGGGACUCGUCCGCCUCCGCCCCUGGUGAAGUAGAGAGUAAACAGAUGGAGAAACAGGCCGGAGCUGCCGGGGCGGCGGACGGAGCAGGGCCGAGCAGAAAGCCCUGGGGCACGCCGACCGGCGGACCCGCCACCGGUGAACCCCUGGACAGUCCAACAGGUUCUCAUGUGGAGUGGUGUAAACAGCUGAUAGCAGCCACCAUCUCUAGUCAGAUCUCAGGAUCAGUCCCAUCUGACAUCACCAGGGACAACAAGGCUAGGAGAAGACCAGAUUUCAUGGUUUCCAAGAGGCUGACUCCCAGGAACCUUCCGACCUUGAGAUACGGGGCGCAGGUCACCAUGUUCCAGAACCAGGUUCCUCUGCUACCAGGAGAGACCGUCCAGACUACAGUCAAGGAUGUGAUGUACAUCUGUCCGUUCAGUGGUCUGGUUAAUGGAACCCUGACCAUCACAGACUACAAGCUCUACUUCACCAGAGAGGAACGGGAGUCUCCGUUCGUUCUGGAUGUGAACCUGGGAGUCAUCAGCAGACUGGAGACCAUCAGUGUUCCCAACCAGGGAGAGAACACCAAAGGACUGGAGCUGGUCUGCAAGGAUAUGAGGAGUCCCAGGUUCGCCUACAAGACGGAAGAAGGCCACCCGGACGUGGUGGAGCUGCUGGCCAAACAUUCAUUCCCGCUCUCCCACAACCUGCCCCUGUUUGCCUUCCUCUACAAGGAGCAGUUCCCCGUGGAGGGCUGGAAGGUGUACGACCCGACGGCGGAGUACAGACGUCUGGGCCUCCCUAAUGAGAGCUGGGCCAUCAGUAAGAUGAACAGCACCUAUGAGCUGUGUGACACCUAUCCCUCCAUCCUGGUCAUCCCCACCCACAUCACAGAGGAGGACGUCAGACGGGUGGCUGUGUUCAGAGCCAAGCACCGCAUACCGGUCCUGUCCUGGAUCCACCCGGAGUCUCAGGCUACCAUCGUGCGCUGCAGCCAGCCGCUAGUCGGACCGUCGGACCGCCGCUGCAAAGAGGACGAGCGCUUCCUCCAAAUCAUCAUGGACGCCAACGCCCAGUCCCACAAGCUGACCAUCUUUGACGCCCGCCAGAGCAGCGUGGCAAUCACCAACAAGGCGAAGGACGGAGGGUACGAGAGUGAGAGCUUCUACCCAAACGUGGAGCUCAACUUCCUGGAAAUCCCCAACAUCCAUGUGAUGAGGGAGUCCCUGAGGAAGAUGAAGGACAUGGUUUACCCCACCAUCGAUGAAGCCCACUGGCACUCCGCUAUCGACCAGACACACUGGCUGGAGUACAUACGGCUUUUAUUAGCAGGAGCAGCAAAGAUAGCGGACAAGCUAGAGUCGGGGAAGACGUCGGUGGUGGUGCACUGCAGCGACAGCUGGGACCGGACCGCCCAGCUCACCUCUCUGGCCAUGCUGAUGCUGGACAGUCACUACCGCACGCUCAGAGGGUUCCAGGUUCUGAUGGAGAAGGAGUGGGUCAGCUUUGGACACAAGUUUGCAGCUCGUGUGGGUCACGGCGACGAGAACCACGCCAACUCAGAGCGCUCGCCUCUUUUCGUCCAGUUCAUCGACUGCGUGUGGCAGAUGACUCGACAGUUCCCAGCAGCCUUUGAGUUCAACGAGCUGUUCCUGAUCACAGUGCUAGACCACCUGUACAGCUGUCUGUUUGGUACAUUCUUGUAUAACAGCGAACAGGAGAGAGCGGCUAAGGAGGUGCAGACCAACACCGUGUCCCUGUGGUCCUACAUUAACAGCCAGCCUGAGGACUUCACCAACCCCUUCUACGUGGACUAUGAGCACCACGUUCUGUGUCCGCUGGUUUCCUCCAGACAUCUGGAGCUGUGGACGGGCUACUACGCCCGCUGGAACCCGCGCAUGAGACCACAGGUGCCGGUGCACCAGACGCUGAAGGAGCUGCUGUUCCUGAGAGCAGAGCUCCAGAGGAGGGUGGAGGAGCUGCAGAGAGAGGCCACCUCCCGCUCCUCGUCCUCCUUCUCUGAACACUCCCCCACACACACCGCAGGAACUCCGCUGCACUCUGCUGUCUGACAGACACACACACAAACACAAACACACACACACACACACACACAGUUUAACGCAUGUUUUAGCCCAACUACUACAAAAACAGAUGUUUACAAUGUAAAGGAGGCUUUCACAAAGAGAUUUGAAUAACCUUCUUAAAAAUACUUUUAGCAAAGUGAAAUGACCUCCUGGAGAUGUCUUUAAGGUUAAAUAAUGUAUUUCUAGAAAGUAUUAAAAACGUACGGAGCCCCUAGUGGGACAAAUGGGAAGAACAAAGAUGUAUGUGUGGGGGAAAAAAGAUAAAAUAUUCUUUGUUUGUCCACCGACAAACUUUUAUGACUGUUGCGGUAGCUUGGAAAAAGUUAUAUGUAGCACUGAAUCUGAUGAAUUCAGUGUUUAUCAGACCACAAAUGAGACAAGAAUUAGCUAGCUAGCUACAGCAGCUAACUGAAGGUCCAUCUCCAGAGCUACCGAGCACAAGCUAGCUAGCCAAUUAUUGUCUCUGUGGUGGUCUGAUAAACACUAAAAUCAUCAAAUUCAGUGCCACAUAUCGCUAUUUUCGAGCUUCUGUAGCUGUCUCAGACUCAAAAUGAAAAAGUAUUUAUUGUUCUUUUUUUUUUUUUUUUUUUUCAAGUCCCCUUAGAGGCUCCGUAGAAACUAGCCUGACACAAAUGCCUGUGUUUAUUAUUUAUAUUUAAAAAAGAAUCUCCAAAUUCCUUAAGACCAGCUUCCCCAAUACUGUGGGAAUAUUACAUUCAAUUCAUGAAUGAAUGAAGAAUUACUACAAUUUAUCUCAGGGCUCACUUAUUCACGUGACUGAAAGCUGCCAGUAACCUGUUACAAAGAAUGUAGAUAAAUUAAACACCUUCUCUUCCUUUACUUUGUUAGGGUUCUUAGAAUCAUCAUUACGUGAUUAAAACCACAGUUCUCUCCAAAGUCAGGGGCGGGAAAAAAAUUAAGAGUUUAUUUUUUGGAACGGGAACCACAGAAGAAAGAAUUACGAUCCUGGCACCGUUGGCCUCACCUGCUACGUGUUUACUCUUAUUUGUAUAUAAAAAUAGCCUUUUUCUGUUUUAUUUUUCUUUCUUUGCGUUGCCUUUCCAUGCAUCAAUCGUGUCACUGGUUCCCCAUCCCCCCCACCACUUUGUCGUGUACUGUAAAUCUUUUGCAUAUCUACAGAUAUGUAGAGCGGCCCAGACUAGUUAGAAAUAAGCACACAUCGAGUUUAACCCUUGACCUCUUAUCUAUCAGUCGUCUAUUUUUACAGUGUUCAUCCCCUUUUUUAUCCAAUGCUAUUAACCCUACUAACACACUGUCUACCUGUGGCAUGCGAUCAUGCAAAUCUUUUUUUUAUGUACAUAAUGUGUCUUAAUUAUGAGAAGUUAAACUUCCAAUUUGAGCCAUAAUCACUUCUGACAUUCCAUUUUAAAAAAUAAAAAAAGGGGAAGA
Anoplopoma fimbria (sablefish) is the source of this 3673-nucleotide messenger RNA. It is a transcript of the gene mtmr1a, whose product is annotated as myotubularin related protein 1a. NCBI's taxonomy places the organism in Eukaryota, Metazoa, Chordata, Actinopteri, Perciformes, Anoplopomatidae. Bases 239 to 2248 code for a protein of 669 amino acids. The record is from RefSeq and is a predicted model, not a curated record. The transcript is spliced from 19 exons. Gene Ontology annotation, molecular function: phosphatidylinositol-3,5-bisphosphate 3-phosphatase activity.